Molecule: messenger RNA, 632 nt
Organism: Racocetra persica
Lineage: Eukaryota; Fungi; Glomeromycota; Glomeromycetes; Diversisporales; Gigasporaceae
Source: the annotation of a GenBank genome assembly
AUGGCCGGAUAUAAAAGAAAUCAUGAUUUAUCCGCUUCCAAUGAUAAUGAAGAAAACCUAUUAGUUGAUAACAAUAGUGGACGAUCAAAACGCCAACAUUCAGAAACUAAUGAUAAAGAAAGCAUCUGUUGGAAAUAUUUUGAACCAUUCCAAGUUCCAAGAGAGAAUGGAAUAGAAACAAAAUGUAUGGUUUCUGGAUGCACAACAAAAUAUAUGUGGUGUGGAUCUACUUCUAAUCUUAUUAGGCAUCUUCGAAUUAACCAUGGUAUAAUAAAAUCUUCUUCAUCAACUUUAACUUCUACGACAUCAAACACCAACUUGGUUAAUUCCGAGCUAAAAAUUAAUGUUCCAUUAAUUAACCUUUUUAUUUCUUCUGGAGUACCUCUUAGUUUUAUUGAUAAUUUAAAAUCUGCUGGGUUUAUCAAUCCACAAUACGAAUUCCCUACUUCUAAUAUUCUGGAAAAGCAAAUAAUCAAUGCGUAUAAUCAGUUAUUCCUUCAAUUGAAGUUAAAAGCCCAACAAGAAAAAUUUGUUAUGCUCUCAAUUCAUGGUAAAAAAAUUGCUUUGGAAAGAUAUGUAAUAAUCACUUGUCAUUGGCUAACUGAAGAUUUAGAACUUCAUGAAAUAUUAUU